UCUUCAUUAAAUAGUGAUUAUCAAUCUCCAGUACACAAAGCUGCCUCAUCAGGUUCUACUACAAUGCUAAACUACAUCAUAUCUCAGUAUAAUCUUGAUGCUAACCUGCCUGAUCCUGCUGGUCAAACACCAUUGAUGUACUCCUGCUCAUCAGGUAGCAUUAAUGCUGUUGAUUAUCUCAUUACUUGUCAUAACAGUGAUCCUAAUAUCACUGAUCUCAAUGGUAUGACAAAUCUUCACCAUUCUUGUCGUAAUGGCCAUAUUGAUGUCACUCAAUAUCUCAUUGAGGUACAGCAUUGUGAUGUUAAUAAAACAGAUAAUAAAGGACGCACAUUAGUACAUCAUGCUGCAAGUAGUGGUAAUUUUAAUUUAGUUCAGUAUCUUAUUACUGAACAAGGUUUGUCUCCUACUGCAGUCGAUAAGAAUGGCCUCACUGCUUUACAUUAUGCUUCCCGUACUCUCAAUUUGCACCUUGUUCAAGAAUUAGUAGUUACCCAUCAUUUGGAUCCGCAACGAGCAGCCAAAGAUGGUAGACUUCCAAUUCAUGAUGCUGCUCAAUCUGGUGCUAUUUUUAUACUGGAUUACUUUGUCAAGUCUUGCAAAUGCAACCUUAAUCAAAAAGAUACAAAAGGUUGUAGUGUUUUUCAUUAUUCAUCCACAAACGGGAACUCCCAUUUUGUAAAGCAUGUCAUCAGCCAGUAUCCUAAAUGCAAUAAGUUGCUGCAUGCUACUGAUGACAUGGGUAAUUUACCACUACAUGUUGCUUGCCAGAGUGGUAAUGCCCGACUAGUCACAUUUUUAAUAGAUGAUAUGAAGUGUGAUGUCACAGCUACCAAUAAACGUGGUAAAAGUUGUGUCUCUCUUGCCUGUUCCUCAAAUAAUCUUAAUCUAGUUCAGUUACUUGUACAGCAAUACAAGCUCAAUCCUUUUGCUGCUGAUAAGUAUGGCUUUACACCAUUACACGUAGCAGCAGAAAGUGAUUCCAUAGAUAUACUGGAAUGGUACAGUCAGCAGUAUGGUGUGGAUAUUGCCAACCACAGCAGCAGAGACAAAUACACUUUAGCACAUUUAGCUGCUUAUAUCGGUGCAUUAAAAUUUCUGAAGCAUCUGAUUGACAAGUAUCAGUGUGAUGUUAAUGCCACUACUACCAAUGGUAGUACAAGUCUUCAUUUGGCAUGUGAAGGUGGUCAUCUCCCUGUUGUUCUUUAUCUCACUAGUCUCCCUCAGUGUAAUGUAGCAGCUACCACUUUAGAUGGAUCUACGGUUCUUCACAAAACCUGCAUAUGUAUUUUCAAGGAAUCUUUUCCAAUGCUCAAGCACCUGGUUGAGAAUCAUCAGUUAGAUCUGUGUGCUGUUAAUGAUAAUGGAAUGGCGCCUAUUCAUAUAGUAUGUAGUAAUGGAAAGUUAGACUCUGUCCAGUACAUUAUAGAACAUUCACCAUCACUGCUUGAACUGCCUGAAAGUGUUCACGGUUACACUCCAUUCCUUAUUUCAGUAUCAUACGAUCAAUUAAAGGUUAUUCAGUAUCUUAUUAGUAAAAAUUGCAAUCUGUCUACUUCUAGUGAUGCAGGUUUUAAGUCAGCUCAUUUAUCAGCAAAUUAUGGUUGCUUAACUGUAUUGAAGUAUCUCGUUGAUAAUAAUUAUUGUGACCUUAAUGGAACUGAUCAUCAAGAGCGUACACCACUUCACAUUGCUAUACUGGCUGAUCAAUUUGAAAUAAUCGAGUAUAUACUAAACAAGUCAAUUCCUUUGGUGACUGUUGAUUGGCUUCGUGAAGUCAAAUAUUCAUUAGACAGUCCUCAAGACUUGCACACUACUAACCUUCAUUUUAAUGUACAAGACCAUGAUGGCAACACUCCCCUUCAUCUUGCUUGUGAAAAAGGAAAAAAGGACAUUGUAUCUCUGUUAGUAAAAUCUUUCCACUCCAGCAGUUAUUUCUUAAUUGCUAACAAAAAAGGAGAGACACCAUUACACUUGAUAGCUGCUGUUGGUAGUAAUGAUGCUGCAGAAGCUUUGCUUGUUUCAGUCACUGGCUCUCUCCGGAGUGAGCUUUUUGCCACUUGUGAUAAUGAAGGGUGCACUGUGUUUCAUACAGCCUGCAGUAAUGGUCAUCUUGAUGUCUUUCGAUUUUUUUGCAAUGUUUAUCCCGAUGGUGUUCAUGUAAUGGAUGAUAAACAUCGUAGUUUACUUUAUGCAGCGUGUAAAAGUAGGAAUACUGAGAUAGUAAAGGGUCUCAUUGAAAAGUACAAACUAGAUCCUGAGUCUAAAGAUAUAGAUGGUACUUCAUGUCUGCACUUGCUAGCUGGAAGAGGCCAUGUUGAAAUGUAUCGAUAUUUGAAGCAAUACAUUCACUCUACUGCAAUCCCUUAUAACAAGAUUGGUCGUACUCCACUUCAUUAUGCUUGCAGUUCUGGUAGGAUGAAUAUGGCAAUUUAUCUCAUAGAAACCUACUCCUGUUCUCCUGAUGAUCCUGAUUAUAAUGGCUAUACAGCAGUUCAUGCAGCAUGUGAAUCUGGUAGCAUCGAGUUAGUUCGCUAUUUCUUAACAAAUCUAAGAUGUAAUGCAUACACUGAAACCAAAGAGCUACAAACUCUUCUUUAUUUUGCUAGUAAGAGCUCUAAUUUAGAGCUCGUUCGAUAUCUAGUCAAUGUAUUCAGGCUAAAACCUCGUCCACAUGAUAUUGAAGUAGCUCAGUUGAUGAAUCCUGAUUCAUCAGUAGUGAAGUAUCUUCAGAAAGUUCAUACUGACAUGAUUCUUGAUAUGGUGGAGGAAGAGAGGAGGAAAGCAAAGGAGGGAGGUUAUCAUGAAAAACUGGUGGAGCUCCCUGAAGAACAAGGCACAAAAUAUCAACAAUGAUAUUAUCAUUUAAUUAUUUGAACUAUCCUUACAGUACCACUUUUUUUACUUUUACAUGGCAUAUUAUAAUUUU
Messenger RNA from Amphimedon queenslandica, 2929 nucleotides. RefSeq names its product ankyrin-3-like. Gene Ontology annotation, molecular function: protein binding. NCBI's taxonomy places the organism in Eukaryota, Metazoa, Porifera, Demospongiae, Haplosclerida, Niphatidae. The record is from RefSeq and is a predicted model, not a curated record. Bases 64 to 2856 code for a protein of 930 amino acids. The transcript has a single exon.